This is a messenger RNA of Triticum turgidum subsp. durum (durum wheat), 462 nucleotides long. NCBI's taxonomy places the organism in Eukaryota, Viridiplantae, Streptophyta, Magnoliopsida, Poales, Poaceae. The record is from the annotation of a GenBank genome assembly.
AUGGCCGACUACCACCGCCCCUACCAGCGCGGCCUCCGUCCCCCGCCGUCCUCGGCCCCGGACCCCACCAUCUUCCACGGCAAUGGUUACUUCUCCUCUGUCGCCCCCCAAGCCAACGCAUACUUCUCCUCCGCGCCGAAAGACGGCGCUUUCCCCGGCGCAGGCGACCGGCGGAUCGAGAUCUACACGAAGGCGCCUCCGCCUCUCCCCCCGCCUCCGCGCCUCGCACUGCCCCCGCCCCCGGGGAGGAGGGAAGGUGGCGUGGGGAGCGGCGGCAGCGGAGGGGGAGGUGGGGGUGGUGGAAGCGCCAACAUAUGGUGCUUCAGCGACCCGGAGAUGAAGCGGCGGCGGCGGGUGGCGAGCUACAAGGCCUACUCAGUGGAAGGGAAAGUGAAGUCCUCGCUGCGGAGGGGCCUCCGCUGGUUCAAAGGCAAGUGCUCCGAUAUCUUCCACAGCUGGUAA